Molecule: messenger RNA, 2677 nt
Organism: Frankliniella occidentalis (western flower thrips)
Lineage: Eukaryota; Metazoa; Arthropoda; Insecta; Thysanoptera; Thripidae
Product: membrane metallo-endopeptidase-like 1
Exons: 11
Coding region: 220-2577 (785 amino acids)
Biological process (GO): protein processing
Cellular component (GO): plasma membrane
Molecular function (GO): metalloendopeptidase activity
Source: RefSeq, a predicted model, not a curated record
GGAGAAGGGCAUGAAUGGAACAUGCAAGUGUGGUCUGAGUCGGCACGAGCGGCGGGUCGAAAGAAAAGCAGAACGGAACAGAGAACAGGACGACGGCCACCCAGAGGCGUUAUCGGAGCGCGCGCGGUCGUGGAGGGGCGGAGGAGGGGCCGGAGGGGGUGUGGCAGGGAAGGAUGGUGACCUCUCUUCUCGCACAAUUUUGGAAAUGCCUGGUCGGUCAUGAGGGCGAGGACUCACUCUGACGGCGGACGCCUCCCGAGCCGGCCCAACGGACCCGGGGCCCUCACCAUGGCAGCUCCGCUCCGCCGACAGCUAGUCAGCGUCGUCUGCGUGCUGGUGGCCCUCACCUGCCUGACUGAGGGCCGCAACAUCUUCAACUACGAUGUCGCCCUCCUCCGUGCGUUCGCAGGCGGAGGAGGGAACUACCUGGAGAACGGAGCCAUCCUCGAGUCCUACGAGGUGUGCGAGAGCAGGGCGUGCCGAGUUGCCGCGCGCUCGCUCCUGGAGUCGCUCAACAUGUCCGCGGACCCGUGCACUGACUUCUACGAGUUCGCAUGCGGCGGCUGGAUCUCCAAGCACCCCGUGCCGGCCACCGAGUCCCACUUCAACCACUUCAACGAGGCCGAGGACAGGUUGCAGCGGCAGCUCAAGGGCAUCCUGGAGGUGGACGCGAACCCCGGAGAGCCGGUCCCUGUCCGACAGGCCAAGAAGUUGUACGAGACCUGCCUCAACUCCGAGGCCGUGGAGGCGGACGGGCUGUCGCCGCUGUUGGAGGAGCUGGCCGCGCUGGGCGGCUGGCCCAUGGCCAUGCAGGCCGAGGCCUGGGACGAGGCCUCGUUCAGCUGGCAGGCCGCCGUGACCCGCCUGCUGGCGCAGUGGUCCAUCGCCCCGCUCUUCGUCAUGUACGUGUUCACGGACAAGAUGGACUCCUCCCGGAACGUCAUCACGCUGGACCAGCCCGCGCUCACGCUCGCGCGCCGCAUGCUGCUGGAGCCCGCCUCCUACCGCCCGCAGCACGCCGCCAUGCUCGCCUGGAUGUCGGGCGCGGCGACGGAGGUGGGCCGCGCCGCGGGCGUGCGCCUGGACCCGGCGCGCGUCACGGAGCAGGCCCAGCAGGUCGUGCUCUUCGAGACGGAGCUCGCUAGGAUCACGACCCCGGCCGAGGGUCGGCGCGACGGGUUCCGCACGUACAACCCCCGCACCCUGGCAGAGCUGCAGGCGUGGACCGGGGCGGUGCGGCCCGUGCGGCCUGACUCGGAGGUGCGCUGGCUGGACGUGCUCCGCGGGAUGAUGGCCGGCACCGGCGUGCUCGUGGACCCGUCGGAGCGCAUCGUCGUUCGGGAGCUCGACUUCGUGCAGAAGCUUGUCUCGCUGGUCGACCAGACGCCGCGCCGCGUGCUGGCCAACUACAUCUGGUGGCGCCUGGUGCGCGCGCUCUCCGGGGACUUGACGGACGCCAUGCGGCAGCUCGCCUUCCAGUUCGACCGCACGCUCAUCGGCACCUUAGAAGACUCGCCCCGCUGGAAGGACUGUGUGCAGCGCGCCAGCAGUCUGCUCGGCUUCGCCGUCGGCUACGAGUACGUCGCGAGGCACUUCGACGACGCAGCCAAGCUGUCGGCCGUGGCGCUGGUCCGCGACCUCCGCGCCUCCUUCGCCGCGGACAUGGCGGCCGUCGACUGGAUGGACUCGGACACCCGGGACGCUGCGCUACACAAGGCGGAGGCCAUGACGGAGUUCAUCGGCUACCCGGACUGGUACGCCAACGCGUCGGCGCUGGAGCAGCAUUACCGCGGGGUGACGGUGGGCGGCGGCCACUUCCGCAACAUGAAGGCCGUGCGGGGCUACCUCGUGCGCCAGUCCCUCGUCAAGCUCCGGAGGCCGGUCGACCGCGCAGAGUGGCUGACUGGCCCCGCCGUCGUGAACGCCUACUACAACCCUGGCGCCAAUUCCAUUAUUUUCCCCGCUGGGAUUCUGCAGCCGCCCUUCUUCAGCCGGGGGCGCGUCGAGGCGCUCAACUACGGCAGCGUGGGAGUGGUGAUCGGCCACGAGAUCACGCACGGCUUUGACGACAUGGGCCGCCAGAGCGACGCCCAGGGCAACCUGGCGCAGUGGUGGAGCGCCGCCACGCUCGAGACGUACCUGCGCAAGGCGCAGUGCAUCGUGCAGCAGUACGACUCGUACCGGGUGCCGGAGCUGGACAACGUGCUGGGCACGGCGGCCACGGUGAACGGCGUGACGACGCAGGGCGAGAACAUCGCCGACAGCGGCGGCCUGCGGCUGGCCUACAAGGCGUACCAGCGGUACCUGCAGCGGGCGGGGCCGGAGCCACGACUGGUCGGACUGGAGGAGUUCACCCCCGAGCAGCUCUUCUUCCUCGGCUUCGCCACGAUGUGGUGCGAGUCCUCGACGAAGGAGUCCCUGCUGCACGAAGUCCUCACGGACCCGCACGCCCCGCACCGCUUCCGUGUCCAGGGCUCACUCGCCAACUCCAGGGACUUCUCGCUAGCUUGGGGCUGUCCGACGGGGCCCAACCGAGCGGGGGGAGGCGGGGGCGGAGCGCAGUGCCACAUUUGGUAGCGACCCCCGCCCCGGCCCUCCCCUCCCCAACCUCAAGACUGCCUACUAAACUCUCAUCUAGACUGUAAGCACGGGAAGGGCUCCCGUAUCAAAAACAGAA